Messenger RNA from Diprion similis, 1802 nucleotides. Its product is annotated as transmembrane protein 120 homolog. The record is from RefSeq and is a predicted model, not a curated record. The transcript is spliced from 6 exons. Gene Ontology annotation, cellular component: membrane. The coding region runs from base 309 to 1373 and encodes 354 amino acids. NCBI's taxonomy places the organism in Eukaryota, Metazoa, Arthropoda, Insecta, Hymenoptera, Diprionidae.
GUUCAGCCCAUCUUCCGCGAGCUGUGAAUAUAGUAAAUGAUAAAGGUCGUGAUAAUUAAUCCAGUAAAACGUGACCGUGGUCAGUUCGGCUCGACAAGUGGUGACAGUCUGCGGCAUUGAUUGUUGCUUCCUCUUCAAGCAGCGUAGCGACAGUGCGAUUAUACUACCCAUGUUUAUCUGCCGCGGCAAUCGAAUACCGAUAAGUCAUCGUUACUUUACGCAACAGAGUGGAGACGCCGAACUCAGUAGCCGCCAAACUUCGCGUUGAGUCGCUUUUUCCGAUCCCAUCCUAAGAAUUUUUGGCAAAGAUGGAUACCGACGUAGAAACCUGUCUCAAGGAUUGGAAUGAGCUGACGCAGGAGUACAAAGUCUUGGAGGCGUUGAACAGAGAAUACUGUACAAAAUUGGAAGAGGUGGGCGAGCUUCAGGCAAAAUGUUUGCAGGGAAUAUCGCACCAGCGAUAUAGAAUGAAGGCGAUAACCAAGUCUCUCAGGCAAUUACAUGCUAGCGACGUGCGUCAAUCUUUAGACAAGGAUAUUAAUAGACGACUUGAACAGUUGCACGAAAUGGAACAGAUAUUGCCAAAACCAAACGGGACUUACUUGAAGAUCAUACUUGGCAAUGUCAAUGUUUCAAUAUUAAACAAAAUGGACAAGUUUAAGUACAAAGACGAGUAUGAGAAAUUCAAGUUGGUUCUGUCGAUGAUCGGCUUUGUCUUAUCUGUUGUUAAUCUCUUCACCAAUGUGCGCACAUUGGAGCUAAGCUUCAUGUUUCUCUUGGUUUGGUACUACUGCACAUUGACAAUACGUGAGAGUAUAUUGAAGGUCAAUGGAUCAAGAAUAAAAGGCUGGUGGCGUUUUCAUCAUUUCCUGUCAACGGUAGUAUCCGGAGUUCUAUUGGUUUGGCCGAAUACAGGUCCUUGGUAUGCAUUUCGUGGCCAGUUUAUGUGGUUCAACGUCUACAUCAGUGUGGUUCAGUAUCUACAGUUCCGAUAUCAACAUGGCGUAUUGUAUCGUUUGAAGGCACUGGGUGAGCGGCACAAUAUGGACAUAACAAUCGAAGGUUUUCAUUCCUGGAUGUGGCGCGGACUGUCUUUUCUUCUCCCAUUUUUAUUUGUGGGCUAUCUUUUCCAAUUGUUCAAUGCCUAUACACUCUAUAAGCUGAUCUGGCACCCCGAGGCGACUUGGCAUGUACCUGUAUUGAGUUUUACAUUUCUUGUGCUCUUUCUAGGAAACACGAUAACUACCGUUAUGGUUAUACCCCAAAAAUUACGCGAGCGCGUCCGAAACAGCUUGCCAGGUGUUUUCUCAUCAAUCACAGAACGUAGAAAAGAGGCUACUGUCAAAAAAAACACUGAGAAUAAAUCCGAAUAAACUAAUUGCAUCCGAAUGGGCUUUUGGCAAUUAUAAAACAUGGUCCCAAACCUCGUAAAUGCCACAUUGCUACUCUAAUAAAUUUCAAAGAAAUUGUUCUACUCAAGCGGGUUACUAAGAUUGAAAAAAAUUGCGUGUUCAAUGUAAUUGUCAAUAGGUUUUUUUUGGUAGCAGUUUCUGGUGACUCAAAAAUAUUUUUUUUGUGUUUUCAUAUCGUGAUUUCAUAGCAUUCUGAAAAUGUGUCAACAUCCAUCAGUAACCUUUCUAAUUACGUUGUAUUGUAGGAAUCUUACUGUAUACCGUAAAUGAAUACAACGCAUGUGUACCGUGUAUGUACGACAGGCUGUGUUAUACGAUAAUUCUCUACGUUUAAUGUAUUUAAUACACAAAGUGUAUGUGUAAAUAACAGGGAAUUGUAUAAUUUAUCAC